GGUCGCGCAUGCGCCGCGCAACCUUACCGGGGAAAUUCUACAUGCUGAGCGCGAACCUGACAAGAUGAAUCCGUUAACUAAGGUGAAGCUGAUCAACGAGCUGAAUGAGCGGGAGGUCCAGCUCGGGGUGGCGGAGAAGGUGUCGUGGCACUCGGAAUACAAGGACAGUGCUUGGAUCUUUCUGGGAGGGCUUCCUUAUGAACUGACAGAAGGGGAUAUCAUUUGUGUGUUUUCACAAUACGGGGAGGUGGUUAAUAUUAAUCUCGUGCGGGACAAGAAGACUGGAAAAUCCAAAGGCUUCUGCUUCCUCUGCUAUGAAGACCAAAGGAGCACAAUUCUGGCUGUUGACAACUUUAAUGGGAUCAAGAUUAAAGGAAGAACCAUCCGAGUGGAUCAUGUGGCUAACUAUCGGGUGCCUAAGGUCUCAGAGGACAUGGAUGAGGUGACCAGAGAGCUCCAGGAGAUGGGCUGUGGGGUUAGGACGCCCUCCCCGAGUGCAUCUGAGGGUUCUGAAGAUGAUAAACCCUCAAAAAAGCACAAAAAAGACAAAAUGGAAAAAAAGAAGAAAAAGAAAGACAAAGAGAAGCAUGACCGGGAGGUGCAGUUGGAGCAAGCGUCCGCUUCUUCCUUGCCCAGAAGCAAAACCACAAAGGAAAAGGAUGAGUCUGGACCGAAGCCAGAGAGCAGCAAGAGCUCCGAGAAGGCCCAGAGGUCAGAAACCAGGGAGGCACGGAAGCACUACCCUGGGUCCCCUGAGGCCAGGACUGCCACUGGCAGAAGAGUUGAGGAGCCAGCCAGGGAGCCGAAGAAGGAGAGAUCGAAACAUGAGCAUAGGUCCUCCGACAGGAGGGACGUGAGAGACGAAAGGAACAGGGAUAGGGAUAAAGGACGAAACACAGAGUCACAUUCGAACUGGCAUGACGGGCAUUCGGAAGGCCGGAGCCAUCGGAGUAGAAGUCGGAGCCGAGAGCGAUCGCAUCGGCAGAAGAGGGCCCGUUGCUCCCGCGAGCGGGACUCCUCGAGUCUCAGUGACCGCAGGCGUCACUGAGGCCGGAUCCACCACUCUGGAGAUCUGGAAAUGAUAUGUUUUUAAAAUGUAGUCCAAGUCAGCUACACCGUUACCAUUUCUCUCAGUAAAGUCUCUAAAGCUGAAUUCUUUUAAUUCUUGAGUAGUAGUCCUUUAGAGGGCUGUAGUUUCGGAGUCGGGUGCCAUGCAUUUGUUUUUUUAAGCACAAUCCACAUAUCAUCCCUGGGAACAUAUUUGGAACUUAACAGAGAGCGUGUCCUCAAUUUGGGCUCACAGAUAAGCCCUUUGAACCCAUAGGCCACCCCCAGCCCGAGACGAAAUUGCCAGAAAAAGGAAAGCACAGACAAUUCUAGAGUCCUAGUCUUUGUCUUUGAUGUUGAGAACCCAGCAUUGCAAGGCCUUUUGAGUUUAGCAGAUAGAACUACAGUGAAGUGGGGCUUAACUUGAUUCAGACCACCUGAGGUCAAUGUGAUUGCAUUCUGGUUUUGUUGUUGUU
Molecule: messenger RNA, 1523 nt
Organism: Ochotona princeps (American pika)
Lineage: Eukaryota; Metazoa; Chordata; Mammalia; Lagomorpha; Ochotonidae
Gene: RBMX2
Product: RNA binding motif protein X-linked 2
Exons: 6
Coding region: 65-1048 (327 amino acids)
Biological process (GO): mRNA splicing, via spliceosome
Cellular component (GO): precatalytic spliceosome; catalytic step 2 spliceosome; U2 snRNP
Molecular function (GO): RNA binding
Source: RefSeq, a predicted model, not a curated record